AUGAGGCAUCGACGUAACCCUCGAGUGUUUCUUGAGGUCAAGAUUGGCGCAGCUGCCGGGGGGCGAAUCGAAUUCGAGCUGUUCGCUGACACUUGCCCGAAAACGGCGGAGAACUUUAGAGGCCUGUGUACGGGAGAAUAUGGAAGUGAAUUGACGUAUAGAAAUUCGAAGAUAUUCAAGUCAGUGAAAGGAGAGGGCCUUCAGGGAGGGGACAUAGUGGAGAACGAUGGCAGCAGUGGAAUGUCCGUCUAUGGCAAACCUUUCCGGGAUGAGAAUUUCAUCAACAAGCAUAGCGGUGCUGGUAUCCUCACGACGACCUAUCAGGGAGAGGAGCGCAACAACAACACGUCGCAGUUCAUGGUCACCUACGCUCGAUCUCGGGCAUUGGAUUUCCAUCACGUCCCUUUCGGCCGGGUCACGAGAGGGAUGGAGGUUAUUCGAGCCAUCGAGAAGGUACCCACCGACGAGCGAGACCGACCGAGAGUCGAUAUAAUCAUCGUGAAGUGUGGUAUGGUUGGCAAAAAGGAAGUAGACGAGGCGUUGGAGGAAAGGAGGGCUGAAGUUGAGCAUGGCCGUUUCAAGAGCCGCAAACAGCUCAGAGCUGAAGGAAUAGCUACUGCUGCUUCUCUCGGUAAGAAGUUGCUGGAUAACGCUGCGGAGACUGAGGGGUCUGUGGAGGACAUGGCGAUAGACCUAGAGGAGGAGGCGGGUAGUAGCGACGAGUCGGAGGUUGAGGAGAUACCUCCUACUCCUGUGAAGCCGGCGGCUGGCUUUAAGAAUAAGAGAGAGGCUAGGAUGUUCGAAUUGAGACUGAAAAUGAACCAGGCGAGAGUUGCCAACCAGGACGAGGUGCUGAAGGAGGAGAAGGAAGCCCAACAGGGGGCGCCUCAUGAGGAAGGAGUUGAGGAAGGAACGGUAGGGAGACGGAAAAAGUAUAAGAAGGGAGAGGAUUGGGACCAUACGAGAUGGUAUCUCACUGAACAAGCAUCGAUGGCUGAGGCACGUGCUGAGAAGAAGGCUAGAAAGGGCAAUAACCAUACCUUUGGGUGGGAGGUCUUCAAUGAGGAUUCUCUCUAUCGAGCUCAUGAUAAGAAGCUUGGUGAUGUACAGUUUAAUGAAGUGAAAUACGAGAAGCAGAAGGAGGCUAUGGGCCAGGCUUUCUAUGAUGAUACUGAUCUGGUCAGCGCGAAGCCUUCUGAGGAAGGGAAGCAGCGCUUAGCUGAAGCCUUGAAAAAAUCUGAGGAGAAACGGAGGGCGUUCUCGAGGCGGCGUCUGGCUAACCCUGAUGAGGAUGUUGAUUACAUCAACGCUCGUAAUCAGCACUUCAAUAGGAAGAUCGAAAGGGAGUUCGGCAAGUACACUAAGGAGAUCAAAGCUAACCUUGAAAGAGGAACGGCUUUGUAA
Molecule: messenger RNA, 1404 nt
Organism: Perkinsus marinus ATCC 50983
Lineage: Eukaryota; Perkinsozoa; Perkinsida; Perkinsidae
Product: peptidyl-prolyl cis-trans isomerase D, putative
Exons: 11
Coding region: 1-1404 (467 amino acids)
Biological process (GO): protein peptidyl-prolyl isomerization
Cellular component (GO): intracellular membrane-bounded organelle
Molecular function (GO): peptidyl-prolyl cis-trans isomerase activity
Source: RefSeq, a predicted model, not a curated record